CGUUGAGAUCUUUUGUGCAAUAUGUAUAAAUAGAAGGGUUGUGCGUGCAGGCUUUUCCUCGUCUUACAGUAUAUUCUAGCCCGUCUCUAGUGCCCCCUCCGUUUCUUCUCUACGUUCUGUCUUUGAUCAUCUCAGCCCCAUAUCUGCGUCGCUCUCCAACCCCCGUCACACAUCAAUUGACCCCCAUCAAAGAAGAUCACAACCAUGUCGAGUCUCAACAUAUCUGGAUACGACAUCAGCGUACCGCUCGCGGUGACAUUUUCCAUCGUCUAUGCCGCUUUUUUCUGUAAGUUCUGGAAACGCUGCUCCUGGAUAAUUCUCGAACCUCACAUCUCACUUACGCAUCUCUCCACGUCGCCAAAACAGUACGCGUAGCAGCCUUCAUAACCCGCCUAAUAGUCAACACCAUGCCCUCCCUCAACCCCGACGGCACCCUCAACACCACCAAGAAGACCGUUUACAUUGUCGACUCAAUCCUCUACUCCGCCGGCUACUUCCUCCUCCAAAACACCACACUCGGCCUGCUCGACUCCCUCCUCCUCCGUCUGCAACACCACGGCAGCACCUUCGCCCUCCCCGAACGCGCCAUGCGGUGGUUCCAUAUCGCCAUCACAGCCGGCGCGGUGCUGAGUAUUUGGGGUGGGUUGAAGUUGGCGAAUGAUCCAUUGACGCAUGAGGAUAUGGAUACAUCACGGACGUAUCGGUUGAUUGGGGUUGCCGUUAUUGCGGUGGCGACCAUAUGCAUGGGUGGUGCAUCCAUCCAAGCAUCGACCGCCAAUCUGCCCUACGAUACCGCGCACCGCUCCGGCGGCCGAUUCCUUGCCAUCGUCUGCAUCUGCCUGCUCGUUCGCGUCGGCACGUCGUACUGGUUCAUCCAGAACCCCCAGAGGAUGUUUGAUGAGAAGGUGCUGUAUGGGCUUGCGAUUGCGAUGGAGAUGCCGGCGGCGGUGUUGUUGUCGAUAACGCCGUGUUUGGCGCUGUUCAUGAACAGGGCGGGGCCGCCGAUGUCGGAGACGGUGGGGAUGCAGCCGUAUGAGCCGUAUCAUCCGGUAGUUAAUCAGGCUGAGGGGGGUAAGGCGCAGAGCUGCGCAUAGUCUGCGGGAUGUGCAUGAUGCAGUGGUCGCUUCCCCUUCCAGCCGUAGAUGGACUUUCGUGUGUGUGUGUUUAAGUAGCUGAUUAGAACACAUUAAGAAUAAUAGGAUGAACGAUAUGCCAUGAGUCCUCUGAGAGCUUUCCAUUUGCGUCCUACGUUGAGCACUUUGCAUGAGAUGAGAGACGCUUGCCUUCGUCACGCUUUUCGCCCAAGCUCAGACAAGUCGAGGUUUCACUCCCGACGCAGCAUCCCACUCGCCCGUGAAGUCACAACCCGAGGGCAGCCUAAGU
Fimicolochytrium jonesii is the source of this 1383-nucleotide messenger RNA. RefSeq lists its product as uncharacterized. The record is from RefSeq and is a predicted model, not a curated record. The coding region runs from base 408 to 1094 and encodes 228 amino acids. The transcript is spliced from 2 exons. NCBI's taxonomy places the organism in Eukaryota, Fungi, Chytridiomycota, Chytridiomycetes, Spizellomycetales, Powellomycetaceae.